AUGGCGGUCCCCAAAAAUCCAAACAUAUCAGAUUAUGCAUUUGUGGACCCCACCCCAAUGCCUGCUGAAAUUCCAAAGGUCGACGAGGUUGGUUCCACCUCAGCGCCUUUGCACUCUGCGGCAUACUUUAUUGGGGCCUAUUGUAAAGAGUACAAUGAAGAUUUUAUGCUUUGUAAAAAUGAGAAUAAUGAUCCAGCGCAUUGUUUGAAGGAAGGACGAAAAGUUACGAGAUGUGCAAUUGAUUUGCUCCGUAAACUACGUGAGAAUUGUGAUAAAGAAUUUGAGGCUCACUGGAAUUGUUUAGAUACGAAUAACCAAGAGUUUCACCGUUGUCGAGCGCCCGAACGAAAAUUCAACGCGUGUGUUCUAAGCGCUCUGAAAUUAGAAAAAUUCAUCCCGGAUUCUCCGCAGGGAAAACCACCGAUUCAUCUUAAAGAAAAUCCUCUGUAUUCAUAG
This is a messenger RNA of Acaulospora morrowiae, 456 nucleotides long. NCBI's taxonomy places the organism in Eukaryota, Fungi, Glomeromycota, Glomeromycetes, Diversisporales, Acaulosporaceae. The record is from the annotation of a GenBank genome assembly.